GUCUUUUCUUUUGCAUAAACCCUAAACCUUAAUUCUCCACUUCCAUUCUUCUCCUUUCUAAAACUUACGACAAUGGCGAAAAAUGCAGACAUUGAAGCUUUGAGAGAGCUUUUUCAGCACCAUAUAGAAUCAUAUGACUAUUUAGUUGAAACGGGUUUGGAAAAAAUUAUGAAUUCAAUUAAGCCCGUCGAAAUUCGUCAUCCUUUUAGCUCAACAAAAUUGAGAAUUUAUUUCGAAAAUCCGUCGUUGAUUGCUCCUGUUAAGAGUGACAAGGGAAUGGCAAGACCCUUACUUCCACAUGAGUGUCGUCAAGCAAAGAUUUCAUAUUCCACUAAGUUGAAAGCCGAUGUUUGCUUUCAGUAUAAUAAUGGAGUUGUUAUUAGGGAAAAUUAUAAUUUUGGGAGCUUUCCUGUUAUGUUGAAGUCCAAGAUCUGCCACCUCAGGAAUGCAUCCCCUACAAAAUUAGUGGAACACAAAGAGGAGUCAACAGAGAUGGGCGGGUAUUUCAUCCUAAACGGGCUUGAGAGAAUUAUUCGACUAUUAAUACUGCAGAAACGGAACUAUCCAAUGAGCAUGGUUCGGAGUUCUUUUCGCGGUCGUAGAGAAGGAUAUAGUGAUAGAGCACUUGCUAUGAGAUGUGUUAGAGAAGACCAGUCUUCCGUAACUUUGAAACUGUAUUAUCUUAAUAAUGGAAGUGCUAGAAUCGGUUUCUGGAUACAAGCAAGGGAAUUUCUUCUUCCUGUGGGCAUUGUGCUAAAGGCACUUAUUCCGGCGACUGAUCAUGAAAUAUAUGUGGCUUUAACAUGUAUUUACAAUGAGAAGUAUGAAGGACUAAAAGGUGCUGUUGGCACACAGCUUGUUGGAGAAAGAGCUAAAGUUAUUGUUGAUGAGCUUCAUAAAUUAGGGCUUUUGACCCAUCGUCAAUGUCUUGAACAUAUUGGACAAUGCUUCCAACCUGUCAUGGAUGGGCUAGAAAAUGAGAACUAUUCAGUUAUUGGAGAUGCCGUGCUAAAUGAUUUCAUAUUUGUUCACCUUGGUUCUAACAAUCAUGACAAGUUCAACCUUCUAAUAUUCAUGCUGCAGAAACUGUUUUCGUUGGUUGAUAAGACUUCUGUUUCUGAUAAUCCUGACGCUUUGCAAAAUCAAGAAGUUUUGCAAGCUGGUCUAUUAAUCUCGGUUUAUCUGAAGGAAAAAUUACAAGAAUGGCUUCAUAGAUCAAGGAAGAUUCUUAAUGAUGAGUUGAACCAAAAUUGCGAAAAAUUUGAUUUCACCAGUCUUGGAGAUGUCAAGAAGUUGUUGAAUAAAAAUGCAGCAGCUCAAGUUGGCAAUGCUAUUGAAAAUAUGCUGAAAACUGGAAGAAUUGCCACACAGUCUACUCUUGACCUGCCACAGAAAGCAGGCUUUACAAUUCAAGCUGAUAGGCUUAACUUUUUACGUUUUCUUUCAAAUUUUCGAGCUGUUCAUCGAGGUGCUGCUUUUGCUGGGGCUCGAACUACUAGUGUGCGAAAGCUGCUUCCUGAGGCAUGGGGUUUUCUCUGUCCUGUGCACACGCCUGAUGGAGAGCCUUGUGGAUUGCUGAAUCACUUGACACAUACAUGUAGAAUAACUUCCUUCUUUGAUCAACAAGGAGUAAUUAAGGAUUUCUUCAAAAUGCGAUUGUCUAUCAUCAAAGUCUUGAUUGGAGUGGGAAUGAAACCCUCAUUGCCAAUGCUUGCCCAAGGUGGCCCUCCUGAAGUUCUUUCUGUCCUUCUUGAUGGUCGAGUAGUUGGAUCCAUAGCUUGUAGUGAAGUUGAAGAACUAGUCAAAUGCUUGCGGAGACUAAAGCUGUCGGAUACUAAAAUGGUUCCUAACGAUUUGGAGGUGGGCUAUGUGCCUUUGAGCUUUCGAGGAGCUUAUCCUGGAUUAUACCUUUCUACAAAUCCCAAUCGAUUUAUUCGUCCAGUUAAAAAUAUCUCUGUUCCUCCUGAGGAUGGUAAUGUUAUUGAACUUAUCGGCCCAUUUGAGCAGGUGUAUAUGGAAAUUAGAUGUCCUGAUGGUGGAGAUGGAGGGAGGGGAGAAAGUCAUCCCGCAACACAUGAGGAAAUACAUCCAACAGGAAUAUUGAGUGUUGUUGCUAAUCUUACACCUUGGUCUAAUCACAAUCAGAGCCCACGUAAUAUGUACCAAUGCCAGAUGGCAAAACAAACUAUGGGCUUCUCUUGGCAAUCAUUAUUGUUUCGUUCGGAUCAAAAGACGUAUCAUCUUCAGACUCCUCAAAGUCCAAUUGUGCGUACAAGUUCCUAUGCUAAGUAUGGUAUUGAUGAAUAUCCUUCAGGGACUAACGCAAUUGUAGCUGUUCUGGCUUAUACUGGAUAUGAUAUGGAAGAUGCUAUGAUUUUAAACAAAUCUUCUGUUGAGCGUGGAAUGUGUCAUGCCCAGAUAUAUCAGACAGAAACUAUUGAUUUGACUACAGAAGGCAGUAGAUCUGAUCGUGCCAGCAAAUCAUUUCGAAGAAGUACUGUUGAUAAAUCAGCACAUUCUUUGAUCGAUGUAGAUGGACUACCCUACCCUGGGCAGAUAAUACAUCCUAAUGAACCAUACUGCAGUGUCCACAAUAGCACAAAUGAUACAAUCUUUAAUAAAAAAUUAAAGGGUUCAGAACAUGCCGUAGUUGAUUCUGUGGUCAUUGAUGGGAAGAACAAGAAAGGACUUCAGAAGGCUAAUGUUCGGUUCCGCCGUCCAAGGAAUCCGAUUAUUGGGGAUAAAUUUAGCAGUAGGCAUGGGCAAAAAGGUGUUUGCUCUCGAUUGUGGCCAGAUGUUGAUAUGCCAUUUUCACACAACACUGGCAUGCGCCCAGAUCUAAUCAUCAAUCCGCAUGCUUUUCCUUCGAGGAUGACAAUUGCAAUGCUUUUAGAAUCCAUUGCUGCCAAGGGUGGCUCUUUAGCUGGAAAGUUUCGCGAUGCAACAACAUUUGGAGACACUGUCAAGAAGGCUGAUGGAGAGCAUGGAUCUGAAUCAAGUUCACUUGUUGAUGAACUUGGCUCCUUGUUAACUGCUCGAGGAUUUGAUAGAUAUGGCACAGAAAUCCUUUAUAGUGGAGUUUAUGGAACAGAAUUAACAUGCGAGAUCUUUAUUGGGCCUGUUUAUUAUCAACGUUUACGGCACAUGGUUUCAGACAAGUUUCAGGUUCGUUCAACUGGAACUGUUGAUCCAGUUACUCGUCAGCCUAUAAAGGGUAGAAAGAGAGGUGGAGGUAUUCGAUUUGGUGAAAUGGAAAGAGAUGCGAUGCUUGCCCAUGGCGCUGCAUAUCUAUUGCACGACAGAUUACAUAAAAGCUCUGAUUAUCACGUUGCUGAUGUGUGCUCUCUUUGUGGAAGCAUUCUCUCAACGGUAAUAAUUGAACCUCACAAGCCAGUGGUGCAUAAAAUCAAUGGUCUACCUCCUGCAAGGGCUCCCAAAAAGGUAUUCUGCCAUGCUUGCAAAACUAGCAAAGGGAUGGAAACGGUUGCCAUGCCAUAUGUAUUCAGAUAUCUAUCUGCCGAAUUGGCUGCAAUGAAUAUAAAGAUGACCCUCCAACUUAGUAAUGAAGCUGGAGCAUGAGCUUGAAAUUGAAUUUUGCCCCUUUUAUCAUGCUAAACUAGGAUGUUGUAUCAUUUAAGGCAGCGGAAAGUAGUUGAGUUUUUGUUAGACAUAAGGUUGAGUGUAUAAUUCAUAGUACAAAACAAUCGCGGUAGAGGUUGCGAAACGGAUUUCGCAGCCAUUGCGGUUAAUUUACGAUCAAUGCGGCCCCUAUAUUUUGAAUGUGGUAGUGUUACGGGGAUCGGUCUUUUUUUUUUGUGCACUAUUGUGUACAUGCAACAUUGGUUGGAAUCUUUGACGAGAUAAACCGUUAGUAGAAUCAAGAUUAUUAUUUGUUUAUGAAAGUUUGAGCAAGGAGUGUAUCUUGUAUCUUGAAAA
This is a messenger RNA of Amaranthus tricolor (Joseph's coat), 3936 nucleotides long. RefSeq names its product DNA-directed RNA polymerase I subunit 2. The transcript has 27 exons. Gene Ontology annotation, cellular component: nucleus; RNA polymerase I complex. The coding region runs from base 73 to 3579 and encodes 1168 amino acids. NCBI's taxonomy places the organism in Eukaryota, Viridiplantae, Streptophyta, Magnoliopsida, Caryophyllales, Amaranthaceae. Gene Ontology annotation, molecular function: DNA binding; DNA-directed RNA polymerase activity; ribonucleoside binding. The record is from RefSeq and is a predicted model, not a curated record. Gene Ontology annotation, biological process: DNA-templated transcription.